AGAGAAGGUUUCACACGAACUGGGAGCACGCGAGGCGUCUAUAAGUACCGCCGCGGCGUGUGUCAGCUGCAGAUGCGGAGAGUCGGCCCGCGCGCAGUAACGCACGCUCACUGUACUCAGAUGACAGCUCAGUGAUAACAAGCGACAGAUCGUGAAGUGAUCGGAGUGACUGUGCGGGCAUCUGAUACAUGUUCUGCAGCGGCUCAGCUCCAAGCUUUGAAACUUCCCAAGACUUUUGAUUCAACUUAUUUCUUCGCUUCGAAAGAGGAUUUAUUUCUUUCAACUUUUUGCCUUUUUCGACCGAAAAUGCCCGCUGACACUAUGGAAAAGCAGACGGCAUCUGCCAUCGCCGGUGCGCCCGCAAAUGGAUCGCACACACCGGACAAACCGAAAAACGCCAGCGAGCAUAGAAAGGUUGGUUGUUUUUUAUUACUUUCUGCGUUUUAUAGACAAAUAAAGUCAUACUUUUAAACACGCUUUACUGAAAUGAAAUCAAAAGUAGUGCCCAAACUGAUUAAAAUGUUUGAUGAACAUGUUAUUUAUGUUGAUUUCUUUUUCUUUUACAGUCAUCCAAACCGAUCAUGGAAAAACGCCGAAGAGCCAGAAUUAACGAAAGUCUCGGUCAACUCAAGACUCUCAUCCUGGACGCACUGAAGAAAGAUGUAAGUUGGAAAAAUCACACUGCUUUUCAUCAGAGUUUCAUUUAAAUAAUACUGCACGUCUCAAAACUUGGAGCACGGACUAAACUUUUCUUAUGUCGCUUUGCAGAGCUCCAGACACUCCAAGUUGGAGAAGGCAGACAUCCUGGAAAUGACAGUGAAGCACCUGAGGAACCUUCAGCGCGUCCAGAUGAGUGGUAAGUUUAUUGGAUCACCAAAGAAGUCAUGAAACAAUAAGAUUUCAUCCCGAAACAGCUAAAAGAAACUGUAAUUCUCAACUAAUGUACAUCUCCUUUCUUCCCUCCAGCAGCGCUCUCAGCAGACGCCACCGUCCUGAGCAAAUACAGAGCCGGAUUCAACGAGUGCAUGAACGAGGUGACCCGCUUCCUCUCCACCUCUGAGGGGGUGAACACGGAGGUGAGAUCCAGACUCCUCAACCACCUGUCCAGCUGCAUGGGCCAGAUGAUGUCAAUGAACUACCCGCAGCAGGCCUCGUCUCAGCAGGCGCACCUUGCUCAGCCCCUUCACGUGCAGCUCCCCUCCACCCUGCCCAUCAGCGGCCCUGCCAUGGGCUCCAAACUCAGUCCAGCAGAGGCCGUAUCUCCGAAGGUCUUUGGUGGAUUCCAGCUGGUGCCCGCAACAGACGGACAGUUCGCUUUUCUGAUCCCCAACCCGGCCUUUGCCUCCGCCACAGCCCCUGUCAUCCCUCUUUACGCAAACGCAGGUGUGCCUGUAGCGGUGAACGCCAGCCCGGUGCAUGGAAGCUCCGCACCUACUGCCGCAUCACCAGUCCAUGGCAUGACGUCCUUCUCCGGGGGAUCCCAGGCGGUCAGUCCGGUCGGGGUCAGCACUGGUUCAGAGAGCAGCGAGCCUGUGUGGAGACCCUGGUAGCCUCGGAUAAGAGACCCUACACCCAAAUUUGCAUUACUCUUAGACAUUACACCGACUGCACAAACAACUGUUAAAGGGGUCAACCUGGAACUGUAUCUCCAACCACUUAAAGACCCCGAGUUUUCGUUGUUUCGUUUUAUGGAACAGAAGUUGCCUUACAUGGCAUAUUGUUUUAUUUUUCACCAGAUUCCAACAUUUGGAUGUCGGUGAUGAGGCUGUACAUGCAAAUGGAAGAUUUAUUGGAGAUUUUCGUUAUGAAGUACUUUUUAUGAAAAGGUUUAGUUUUGUACAGAGUUGUUAUUGAUUGUUAAACCAAAGCUGUGUUUUAUAUUCUUUGUUGCUUUGUGUUCAAAAGAAAAAAAACUGAAGUUGGGGAAUGGCCCAUUGUUUUAAUAAAAUAAAUUACAGAAAUUAACUUGC
Xyrichtys novacula (pearly razorfish) is the source of this 1970-nucleotide messenger RNA. The record is from the annotation of a GenBank genome assembly. NCBI's taxonomy places the organism in Eukaryota, Metazoa, Chordata, Actinopteri, Labriformes, Labridae.